GCCAGAUAUUAAGAUAUGUUAAUCAUAAUGAGACUUGACCUGUGUGAAUACAAUUUCAGAAGAACGCCACCCCUGUCCAGUGGAUGUUUGAGUGUGAGGUCUGGUCAGUCCAUGGAAAACCCUCUCGGUUUCAAAAGCCAACAAGGGAAGAGACCCGAUUCUGACUAUUUUGCCUAUGAGACAGAUUUGUCUUCAAUGGGCAGUUGUGGUGAUAAAACAGAAGAGGAGGUAGUCUGUGAUAUUUGUGGCACGGCUGCCGCUGUGAAAAUCUGCCUGACCUGCAACAUUUCCUACUGUGAAUACGAUGUCCGCCAGCACUACACCGUGGAAGCCCUGCAGAGGCACAUACUGAAAGACGUGUGUUGCGAAGCUGAAGAGAAACGUUGUCUACACUUCCAAAGGUCUCUAGAUUUCUUCUGUAGAACUGAUCAGAUUCCGGUGUGCUGCAUUUGUGUCCGAAGAAAUCACAGAGGACAUGACGUUGUUUUGCAGAGGGCGGAGCCAGCAGCCAGUCAGACAUCUUGGAGUAAAGAAUACCAACACAUCAGUCAACCUGCAACAGUGGUGCCCCCUCCUGGGAAGAUUGAGUUCCUGUUAGUGGAGUCAAACUCUGUGGUCCUGAGCUGGGGCCUCCCAAAAGGACUGGAGAGGCGUCGGAGCUUCCAACUGCAGUGGAGCUCGUUAAAGAGGGAGGAAGGAAGCUUGGUCAUCAAGGAUUUCAAUAAAAUUGAAAUAAACAACCUUCAACUCGGACAAAAGUAUUUCUUCAGUGUGGCCACAGAGGAUGAGGACGGCAAUUUGAGUGAGUGGAUCACAGCAUCUGUUUUCACAGCGGUGCCACAUCCUCGACACCUAACAAAAGGACAUGCAGAGGCCACGGCUUUUUCCUUGAAAUGGUCUAAAGCAGACGGCAUGGAGGGAAAUCCACAUCAGUUCCUUAUAACUGUCACAAGUCCUGGGAAAAUGCCGUUAGCAAUACACACGAAGGAUUGCUACAAAAUGUUCUCAGAUCUGGAACCAGAAACAGAGUACACUAUAUCUGUGUCAACAGUGUUGAACAAUCAGUGCAGUAAACCGGUCUCUAUCACUAUACAUACAGAGCCCAGUCUCAGGGAGGUGCUAUCAAAGAUUGGACUUGAAGAGCAGUAUGACAACAAGCUCACACUCAGUACCAUCCUGGAGAUAAAUAAAGACGAUACUUCAGAGAAUAAACUUCAAAGUGCAAAGUCACUUCCUGGGGCCUUUGUGAAGAAACUUAAGGUGUUGAAUGCUAAUGCUAGAAGUGUCAAAUGUGUGUUGUACGAUGCAGACGCAGACAAGAACAAUGCCAUCAACCCCCUGGAUCUGAUUACUGCACUGUUGCUCUGUUCAGAUGCUUUUCUUCAGCAGAGCAUAGUUCUGAAAAUGGCACUCUGCCAGUUCGCCAUCCCUCUACUGCUGCCCAACAGUGAAACGAGAGAAAUGACACUGAUGUUGUGGGCCAUGCGUGAAAUAGUCCAAACCUUCCGACCUUCACAGCAGACACUCCAAAAGUUAAACUGUGAGGAAAGAAUUGUGUAUACCGACAUUCCUUUGGUGUCAUUCGUCCGGCUCGGAAGGACAGCCCUAUCCAAGUCUUUGAUCUUGAACAAACUGCUCAGUAACACCCAGCAGUACCAUGACAGAUUUUAUCAUCGUAACAUGGUGUGUGGUGAUGUUCCCAGGAGGAUUUCAGACGGGCUAGUCGAAAUCAGCUGGUAUCUCCCAUGUGGAAACAGGACCAUUGACAAAUUCAUGGAGCCACUGGCUGUUGCAAACCUCAGAGGAGACAUCAGGGCUUUUGACAAACAAUUCUCAUUCCUCUGUCAAACCUCGGCCAUUGUUUACAUCUUCUGUAUUGAAUCAGAAAUUGAUUACUUAAAGUGUCUGGAAGGGAAGGAAAUGAAAGCAAAUGUCAUCCUGAUUAGUAGCACAGUGGGGAAAACGUUUACGCUGCAAAUGAUGACGAAAUUUAAAGAUUUAAAGAUGAUAAAUGUUAGCCAGAAGAAAAAGACUGAUAUAGAGUUGACAAAAGCUCUCCAGGAAUCAAUCUCUAAGACACUAGAAAAGUGCCAAAACAUAGUGUCUGUUGAACAUCAGGCUGAAAGAGCUCGCUGGUGUGAAAUCCUGGUGGACGAGGACAGCGACGAAUGCAAGAGUGCCCGGAACAAUGUGGAACAAAUAACCAAACAUGUAACCAACAUCUCUGAUUUCAAGGACACACAACUGCCAUUUCAAGGAAACAUUUGGAAAGCGAUCUCAUGGACUGAAACAGAGUGCUGGAGAAUGAGGAAAGCUGGCACCCAGAACCCUGAAGUCUACAAGAGGUCUUUGAAAACAAAACAAAAAGAGCUUAAAAGGAAGCAGCAAAGAUUUGAGAUGACAGCUGCAGGGUUGAGCUUCCUUCAUGGGGUGGUCACCUCAGAGGUUCAGCGCUGCUAUUUCAUGAAAUGGCUGGAAAUAGAAUUGGACAAUCUGUCCCGGCACCAUCUGUCAUCUCUGCAGGAUCAAUACAAAAUGCAGCUCCAGGAGUCUCCAAUAAAAACUGAAACGAUUGACAAAAUUGACAAGCAAAUAUCUGUUCGUUCUUUGCACCUUGAGCACUUUUUUCGAGAGUGUGGGCAGCUGUAUGAGUGUGUGAGCUACCUGCCAGAAUACAGCCGUCAGAGAAAAACCAUUGAACAGCUCCCUGGACUGUACGCUCAGAUGCUGCUGGAUGGUUUCCCUCUUGAACUUGUUGAUGGAGAUGCAGCAAAUAUCCCCACGAGAUGGAUCCAUGACGUACUUACUGAGCUGCAUGACUUAAUGCAUUCCGACAGUAAGCUCAAAGUCAUUACAGUGAUCGGAGCUGAGAAUGUAGGGAAAUCAACUCUGCUCAACACCAUAUUUGGAGUCAGGUUUGCUGUUGGUAAAGCAACGUGCACCAAAGGGGCAUUUAUCCAGCUGCUAAAUGUCAACAAAGACGUGAGGGAUGAAGUUGGCUGUGACUGCAUCAUGCUCAUCGACACCGAGGGACUUAAACCACAACAGAUGGUUCAGGAGGAUCACAGCCAUGAACGUGACAAGGAGGUAGCGAGCCUCGGUGUGGCACUCAGUGACGUCACAAUCGUCUGUGUUCCCGGGGACGACUCCAGCAAGAAGGAUGUCUUAAAGAUGGUGCUGCAGGCUUUCACGAGGUUGAAGGGCGUGGGCAACCGGCCAUUUUGUCAUUUUGUACAUGCUAACAUGUCUGUGGUUGAGAGGAAGAAGAAAGAUAAAGAGCUGGUAGAGCAACUUGAUGAAAUAAUCCGAGAGGAUGCAGCAAUGAAAAAGGCCAACGUCAUGAAGAUCUCAGAUGUGAUGGAGUUUGACGCAGACAAUUGCAGCUGGUACAUUUCUCCACUUUGGCGUUGGUCUCCACCCAUGGCUCCUGUCAGUGUUGACUACAGUGAGACUGUUUUUUCUUUGAAAAAACGACUGAUAGAGGACCUCACUAAUUGCAAACAAAGAGGGGACUUGACACAUUUUAUCAGCAGGAUAGAAAUCUAUUGGAAGUCUGUGUGA
This is a messenger RNA of Solea solea (common sole), 3561 nucleotides long. RefSeq names its product up-regulator of cell proliferation-like. The transcript is spliced from 7 exons. Bases 16 to 3561 code for a protein of 1181 amino acids. The record is from RefSeq and is a predicted model, not a curated record. Lineage: Eukaryota; Metazoa; Chordata; Actinopteri; Pleuronectiformes; Soleidae. Gene Ontology annotation, molecular function: protein binding; GTP binding.